AUGGAGGACGCGUACCUUAGGGGCCCCGAUGUGACUUAUAAGAGAGUCCCACGGGGCGCGAAGCUGGCUGAAAAACGAGGCGUGGGCGUGGCGGCGCUGAUCUAUUGGCGACAGACCAAGCUGAACUCCAUCAAACUCAACGGUUUCCACAACCACAAAUCCUCGUCCGCUUGCACCCCCAACCCGGCCGACCGCCAUCAGGAUGGGUCCUGCCAGGAUCCAUGCUCUCGGUUGAUGUUUGUCAAAGACUCCAGCCAUGUUGUCUAG
Molecule: messenger RNA, 267 nt
Organism: Puccinia triticina
Lineage: Eukaryota; Fungi; Basidiomycota; Pucciniomycetes; Pucciniales; Pucciniaceae
Exons: 2
Coding region: 1-267 (88 amino acids)
Source: RefSeq, a predicted model, not a curated record